CACCGACCGCCGACCCGCGGAGGAAUCUCUCCAACGCGCGGACCGUCGUCAAGGGGCCCGGACCAAAGUUGCUCGGACUUUGUGCUCAGCAUUCGUCGUUCGUCGGAUCCCACGGUCGCGCUAUGGACCUUUCGGACCUAACGUCUCUAGAGCUCGAAAUCCUGGAACGGACAGCUGACAUGGGUGCCAUAUCCUAUGAUUCGACCCCGAUGCGCGACGUCGACGAACGCAGCGCCGCGGGCGCCGACUGUGGCAACGACGAACGGCCGCGCCGCGGUGAAGCGAGUCCGCAAGAGCUGGAAGACGCACCCGACGAUGGAAUCGGGCGGCUUGGGAACACGGACUGGUGUCUAUGUGGUUCCUGCGCGCCGAUGGAGACCGUCGUCGAGUGCGUCUGCUGCCGCGAAUACCCGGCCGUCGCACGGAAGCAGCAGGGCCGGCAGGGCUGCGUAACGGGCCACCCGGACUUCGAGGCCCUGUGCCUCAACCCUGAGGUGUUGAGGUUGGCCUACCUCAACAUGCGGCACUACGGGCAGCAAGGGAUGGGCGCAAGUGCCAGCGAGCACUACAGAUUUGCAGCCUACAGGCAGUGUGCCCUGUGGCUGUGGAGCCGCUUGGGAAAGAAGAAUAGGCGGCCCCUGCCAUCCUGUCUGGUCAAGACAAUUAGGGGCAGGUAUCCUGCUGACGUGUAUGCGGGCUACAGGGAUGCAGAAUAAAUUGCGUUGACCUAGAGACCACGCAACCCCCUUCCCUUGUCUCUUCACCCUCCCUGCAUGUGUGUGAAGUCGCUCGUAGCCAUGAACGGAAUCCUCUAAAUCACGUGACCUAUUAUCUACGAUAUCACGUGACCAUAACUAUGAUCACAUGAUCGUAGUCAAACC
Ixodes scapularis (black-legged tick) is the source of this 881-nucleotide messenger RNA. RefSeq names its product P2X purinoceptor 7-like. NCBI's taxonomy places the organism in Eukaryota, Metazoa, Arthropoda, Arachnida, Ixodida, Ixodidae. Bases 123 to 716 code for a protein of 197 amino acids. The record is from RefSeq and is a predicted model, not a curated record. The transcript has 3 exons.